AGUCUGCAAGACCUGAAGGGAAAGUUCAAGAAGCCCGUCCUGAAGAAAGUACGUAUGUCUGCUGACGCUAUGCUCCAGGCUCUGCUGGGCUCCAAACACAAGGUGUCCAUGGAUCUGAGGUCCAACCUGAAGCAAGUCAAGAAGGAGGUCAAGGAAGAGGACAAAGAAUCUGUGGGUGACUGGCGUAAGAACAUCGAAGACAAAUCAGACAGAAAGAAGAUGUUUGAGACUAAUAAAGAGUAGAUGUUCCAGAGUUCCAGACAGGAAGAUGUUUGAGACUCAUAAGGAGUAGAUGUUCCAGAGUUCCAGACAGGAAGAUGUUUGAGACUAAUAAGGAGUAGAUGUUCCAGAGUUCCAGACAGGAAGAUGUUU
Salvelinus sp. IW2-2015 is the source of this 372-nucleotide messenger RNA. NCBI's taxonomy places the organism in Eukaryota, Metazoa, Chordata, Actinopteri, Salmoniformes, Salmonidae. The record is from RefSeq and is a predicted model, not a curated record.